This is a messenger RNA of Bombus pyrosoma, 1437 nucleotides long. Its product is annotated as protein-L-isoaspartate(D-aspartate) O-methyltransferase-like. Gene Ontology annotation, molecular function: protein-L-isoaspartate (D-aspartate) O-methyltransferase activity. Gene Ontology annotation, biological process: protein modification process. The transcript is spliced from 6 exons. NCBI's taxonomy places the organism in Eukaryota, Metazoa, Arthropoda, Insecta, Hymenoptera, Apidae. Gene Ontology annotation, cellular component: cytoplasm. Bases 121 to 876 code for a protein of 251 amino acids. The record is from RefSeq and is a predicted model, not a curated record.
CAUGAAAGUGGUAAAAACAGGAAUGAAUCGGUAAAACUGGAAGUGACAUAAUAGUGGUAAGAAGGCUGGUAAAACUCCAAUCUCUGUUGUAUUGCAUAAUUUAAUGUCACUUCAUUCUUUAUGUUACGUUCAUCUUAUAUGCUCCUCGUAUUUGCGAUAAGUUUAUUAUUUUCUGAAUUUGCAUAUGAAAUGGCCUGGUCUGGGAGAUUUCACGCAAAAAACAAUCAUGAUCUUAUACAACAUCUUAAAUCAUCAAGAAUAAUUAAAUCAGACAGAGUUUAUGAAGCAAUGUCUUCUGUAGAUAGAGGAAAUUAUACCUGUUCUGGCUAUGCAUAUAUAGAUUCUCCACAGGAUAUUGGCUAUGGUGCAACUAUAAGUGCUCCUCAUAUGCAUGCAUAUGCUUUGGAAAUACUUGAAGAUAAGCUGUGUGAUGGUGCUAGAGCAUUAGAUGUUGGUUCUGGUUCUGGAUAUUUAACAGCAUGUAUGGCAAUGAUGUUAGGAACAAAUGGAUUAGCUAUAGGUAUUGAACAUAUUUCUGAACUUAAAGCAUUUGCUAUGCAAAAUAUUCAGAGAGAUAACCCAGAACUUCUUGAAAGCGGUCGUGUUCAAUUAGUUGUUGGAGAUGGAAGAUUAGGAUAUCCAGAAAAAGCACCAUAUGAUGCUAUUCAUGUGGGAGCUGCUGCUAAAGAAAUGCCUCAAGCUUUAAUUGAUCAACUAGCUCCUGGAGGACGUUUGGUGUUACCAGUGGGUCCAAGGAACUCAGAUCAAGUCUUAGUACAGGUUGAUAAAACAAAGGAUGGGAAAAUUAAGAAAAAGUCUCUUACAGGUGUAGUUUUUGUUCCAUUAACAAGUAAAGAUAAACAACAUCCUUCAUGAGAUACAUGCAUGCUCCAAUAAGUGAGCAGGCUUUUUUCUGUGAAUUAAAUGCAAAUGAUAAAUAAAGCUUAUAGGUUUUAGUUAUAUAUGCACUAAUAUAUAUACACAAAUACUUGCAAAUAAAUAAAGUACUUGCAAAAGAACUAAAAAAGAAAAGAAAAUCUUAGAUGUAGGCAUUAUAAGUAUCAAUAUAUUUCAAAUUGCAUGUAAUAUAAAUGUAGUUACAAACAUCCAUAAAAAGUAGAUAUUAUGUAAUAUAUUCAAUAAUAUAUCAACGAUAAUUCACAGGACACGAAAUGCCUCCUAUAACGGAAUUUUUUCUGUUAAAUUAAAUAUUCUAUCUAGUUUAAAGGGUUUAAUAACACAUUAACAAUGAAUUGAACUACAUUCUUUUAUUAUUAAUACUUAUAGCUAAAUACAAAUUAUUAUAUUAUGUUACAGUUUUAGUUUUGACAAACUAGUUUUGACAAAGAUUGAAAGAUACAUCAUAAUUUAUUGCAUUCUUCGAUUUCUUAAAGAUACAUUAUGUAAAUGUAUAAUAAAAUUGUACCUUUCCAUAUA